Molecule: messenger RNA, 4160 nt
Organism: Orbicella faveolata
Lineage: Eukaryota; Metazoa; Cnidaria; Anthozoa; Scleractinia; Merulinidae
Biological process (GO): regulation of transcription by RNA polymerase II
Molecular function (GO): RNA polymerase II cis-regulatory region sequence-specific DNA binding; DNA-binding transcription factor activity, RNA polymerase II-specific; protein dimerization activity
Source: RefSeq, a predicted model, not a curated record
AGUUCAUGUUGUUGUUAGUAGAAAGAGUGCACAUGGAGUGAGCGACGGACGGUCGGGCGGGUUACGCUUUACUACCACAGAUCGUUGGAAGAAAUUGCCGAGUCUCGUUUGUUUGCGUGAUGAGUUUGGACACGUUGCUAGAAGCCGCUAAGUUCCUGGAAUCUUCCUCUAAAGGAACAACUAAGGAUGAUUCGGCGAUCGCACGUGUUAACCAUUCUACGUCUGUUCAUACGGAGAGAAGGCGAGCCAUUUCGGAAUGCGAGCCUCUGGAAAGACGGCGAAGACCUGGAGGGGCAGGAACAAGAGAAACGCACAACAAACUAGAGAAGAACAGACGCGCGCACUUGAAAGAAUGCUUCGAUGUCCUGAAGAAAGAAGUCCCUUCCCUAGAGGACAAGAAAACGUCCAACUUGAAUAUCUUGCGAAGUGCGCUCAAGCACAUUCAGGCCCUGAAAAAGCGUGAACGCGAUUUUGAAGCUGAAAGAGACCUGUUGACGAUCAGCAACAACUCUAUCAAACAGCGGCUGUUGGUACUGAAGAAAGAGAUAAACAUUCAACAGGAUCUGUACAAAGCGUCAUCACCGCGAGAGUCGGGCACCACCAGGACUGCACAACCCCCAGGUGAUUCAUCUUCCGUCGAGUCUGCUGAGAAGUCGAGAAGCGUUGAAAGUCAAGCCUCGCCUGUUUCUGUGGCAACGCAGACGUCAUUCACCUCAGGCGAGGAGUUUGACGCAGAUGGCUCCACUGCCAAAUUGGAAAGUGUUCAAGUCAAGGUUGAGAGCAACGGCGAAGUGGAGCACAGUGAUGACGGGAAGGAGGAAGCAUGCAUCGAUGAUGAAGACGAAGAUGUGGACGUGGAGGGCGAAAUCACCGAUGAUAACACGGAGGAUGUGGAUUCUUUGAUAAGGGAUGACAAAACAAUGAAGGCCAGAGUGGUGAAGAGCCCAGAGCCUGUUGCCUCGUCUGGUAAGCCCUCCGCAAACAAGAGGAAGGCAGCUAAUGGUGAUGAUGGUAAUAAAUUAGAAGCCAAGAAGUCUAACAUCCAGUGCUGUGCACGUGUCAGCUGUUAAGCGUGACACGUGUUAGGCUUGUGAUGGGCUCAAGGUCAAUCUCACUGUUAGCCAGUGAUAAAGUAUUUCAUACCAUGUAUGGCUGUAAGGGGGUUGCGCAGUGAUGGGUUAGAUCUGCAGUGCAGGUCGCAAGGGUGUAAUAUAAAGCUUUAUCUGUGACCAUGGUAACUCUACCUGUGUGGAUACGCUUUCUAGCGGUGUUAGCUCUAUUGUAGCCUCGCUCCUUUUCCGCUGUUCAUUUCGCUUGUCACAACACAGACAAGCCAAACAACGGCUAGGAAGGAGCUAUCUCUAUGAUAGGUAAAAGAAUUACUGCGUGUCGUUUGUUUCAAAUAACUUAGAGAAAAAAAAUGUGGUUUUAGUUUAGUCUACUUGACCAUCUUGGCAGAACGCCGUGCACUAGGUUUAAAGUUCCAGUGUGAGGCACUCGAGAAACAUUGGCGGAUAUGGCUAAGCACCUUUAAAAUCGAGACCAAUUUACUUAGCCAGCGCUCAGACCAGGGAAGUUCCCAGGUAUCGUAACAUAGUCAGUGGACGUCACUUUGCCGUAAACGACGGUCCGAUAUUUGGUAAGUGCUGAGUUCGUUUUACGAAGAUAACAACAAUACACGAAAAUAUUUCUGGCAAAACUAGUCUCUGUAUUCCCGUCCGACCUGGCCGUUGAAAAACAUAAUUUUUUCCGUGCGCUGUUAGACAGUUGCGGGGUAUGUUAAGGUUUGUUUUUUAUUCAUUUCAAUGUACAAGUGACUGCCUCUGUUUUAGAAUAUAAACAACUUUUCGUAAACAUUUAUGAUUGGUAAAGCGACCACAAAACGUCACCAAAAAAGGCUUUAACUUGAAAAUUGACAGGAACGGAGUGAUUCUAUUUUCUAUUCCUUUUUUUUCUUCGCCCAGGUUUACAGGAUUUUGAUUCGUCCUCCAGAUCACCCUAGCGUGGGUAGUCUUUUUCUAGAUCUUUCUCAAGUGUGGAAAUCAAAGCACUUCCCAAUUGUUCUCUUAUCUGAGAUCUGAGUUAGUGUUGAGAUUACAGAUAGCAGACCUGUAUUUUAUUCUCUGUUUUCUCGGUGUACGUAUUGACGAAUUACGAAUGUCCGAAAUUCGUGUUAACCAAUCACAGCCAGUAUUUCGAAUUACGUCAUCAGGGUGCAUCAUUUCGGACUCCUGUACGUCUCUCUUGUGAGGGAUAACAUGCGAUUACGUCCUUGAAAUCUGGCCGUUUCAAUGCGAUUGCCUUAAGGGGUAUUGACAGCAUAUUGAACACUCUUAGUGAAAAUAUCAAAAUAGCUGGUAAUACUUGCAGAAAAAAGUUCGUUGGUUAAGAUUCGGUCGUCAUGCCAACCUUUGACUCCAUUUUCCGAGGGUGUGAAAAACAUCACUGGACUUGUCAGCUUAUUUUGUUUGCCAUCCAUCCAUCCAAAACAAAAAAAUAAUAACUAGGCUAUUUUAAUUCAGAGAGAAUCUAUGAAAAAAAAAAGUCUUUACAUAUGGCGUGGUAAAAUAUAUAUUCUUUUCACUCUCUGUGUGAACUUUUGAAUGAACGCUUCUGAGCAAUUCCUUUUUUUACGAUAACUGCAGAAAUUCUCGCGCGCUCACUGGCUAAUUUUGAUUGUCAUUAUGCGGACAGACACAUAAAUUUUUAAUUUAUGCGAUGCGUCAGCGAGCGAGGGCGGACAAUUUGACAAUUUGUUAUCGUAAAAAACAAAUUACGUCAGUUUUUCAUGCGUCUGUCCUGUUAUUGACAAUGAAUUUCGUUAUAACAUAGUCAGAGUAGUCUGCGGAUCUUUGACAAUGUUAUGACGAAAUUCAUGAUCAAUAACAGGACAGACGCAUGAAAAACUGCCGUCAGUUUGUUAAAUGUACUACAGUGUUUUACGCUAUAAAAAGUGUUCUAAAUUUUGGGUCUGGAUCUAAUCCAUAGUAAAGUGGUAUUGUCUGUUGUGUUGUGAAAGUUGGUUCUAACUUGUGGGUAUGUGGAUGAAAUCCUAGUGUGUGACCAUCAUAACGAAAGCUAUCGAGCAGUGCAUUCCUAUAAUACUGUUCAUCGCGCUGAACAAGGUUCUAACUUUUCUCUAUAUGCAUGAACCCUAGUGUGUGACCAUUCAGAUUGUUUAUUGUUUGUUACUGUUAUACAAGGUGUUCUAACUUAUAUCUAUGUGUCUAAAACCUUGGGCACUACCAGUAGUGAGGGGUUAAUCCCGACUGUUGGUUUUAGAAUAGAUAAGAGCGUUUACAGUUGAGUGUCGUGAAGGUAAAACCGAUGGGCCAGUUAAAACUAGGAGCAAAAUACAUGUAGCUGGCGCGACGCGCGGAAAAACGAGUUCGAGCGAGUCGCGAUUAGUUUUGGUGUGACUUUUGAUUGGAUAGCGAAGUGGCGCGAAUUUUCCAAACCAAUCGGUUAAAUUCGUAAGGAAAAAGCGAAGCAAAUUAGAACAGGCCAUUUCCGAAUUACCUUUAUCCUCUUUCUCAAAGUUAGUCUUCGUGCAAGAUCUUUCAUACGAAAAUAAGUUUGAUUUUCAUGAAAAUGAGCAUGCGGGCGAAACACACCUUCGUAUGAAUGGCCCUGCACGGAGACUCUUUUGACACAGAGGCAAUUAGUUUUGGUGUGACUUUUGAUUGGAUAGCGAAGUGGCGCGAAUUUUCCAAACCAAUCGGUUAAAUUCGUAAGGAAAAAGCGAAGCAAAUUAGAACAGGCCAUUUCCGAAUUACCUUUAUCCUCUUUCUCAAAGUUAGUCUUCGUGCAAGAUCUUUCAUACGAAAAUAAGUUUGAUUUUCAUGAAAAUGAACAUGCGGGCGAAACACACCUUCGUAUGAAUGGCCCUGCACGGAGACUCUUUUGACACAGAGGCAAAGAGUAACUAGAAAAUAGCCUAUUUGAAUUACUUUUGACACUCAAGUGCAAAUUGCUCUAAGUGACGUUAGAUAGCUGAAAUGAUGUAUUUAUGCGAUAGUAUACUUCUGUGUACGGUUGCUGGAGGAAGUAGCGUGUGGUAGUAGCUACUGUGUAGCUUUAGCGGGGUCUGUACAAAGCAGAUUGAUUGUUGUGAAUAAACAGGCCGUAUCUGUCCAUUUUAGGACAGUGUAUUAUACUUA